AUGUCAACGCCGGCGCUCCUGUCCGCACUGCAAGGCGCCGGCCGGCAGCAGAUCACGGCUUCCACCGUCCGCUCCCACGUCUUCAGGAUCGAAGGGUUCGCGCAAGUCUUGGAGAAGGCGGCCAAUGGCGAGGAGGUCAAAUCAGACAUGUUCAGCGUCGGCGGCCACGACUGGUACAUCGUGUGCUACCCAAACGGCGAUGUGAAAGAGUCCGAGGGCCAUAUCUCCCUCUUCCUCCGGCACGCAAGCCACGCCAAAACUGGCGACGCCACAACAACCAUCAUGCUGAGCAUACGCGACAAGUUAAUGAAGCCGUCAUGCAGUAAAGUAGGGGAUUACCACUUUUACGGUAACACUGGUUGGGGCUGGAAAAAAUUCAUCAAACACCAAGAUCUGAACAAGGAAGAGCUCCUAAAGGACGACUGCCUGUCCAUCCUUUGCCACCCCACCGUCGCCGAGUACGCCGAUGAGCAGAUCACCGCGUCCAUGGUGUCAACACCAGGACCAGUCCAGCAGCAGGCCACGGGCUCCCACGUCUUCAGGAUCCAAGAAUUCACGCAAGUCAGGAAGAAGGUGGCCAAUGGCGAGGAGGUCUUCUCAUGCACGUUCAGCGUCGGUGGUCACGACUGGUAUAUCUCCCUCUACCCAAACGGGGAAACAGAGGAGGCCGACGGCUAUAUCUCCCUCUUCCUCCGGCACCACAGCCACGUCACGACCGGUCGAGCCACGGCAACAUACACGAUGAGCAUACUCGACAAGGCCUGCAAGCCAUCUUGCACUCAAAUAAUAGAAGGUCACUGCUUCACGAGCCAAGGUUGGGGCUGGGUAAAAUUCAUGAAACUUGAAGAUCUGAACAAGGAGGAGCACCUCAAGGAUGACUGUCUAUCCGUCCUAUGCGAUGUCACCGUCGAGUAUACCCAGGACCAUGAGGCCGCUGCGGUCUCGCCCAUCAUGUCAACACCAAGGCUCUUGUGCGCCCUGAGUGACACAGGCCGGCAGCAGAUCACGGCCUCCACCGUGGCCGCGAGGCAGGCCACGGGCUCCCAUGUCUUCAGAAUUGAAGGGUUCACGCGACUCAGGGAGAAGGUGGUCAAUGGCUCCCCCGUCACAUCAAGACCGUUCCACGUCAGUGGAUAUGAUUGGCUUAUCCAGUGCUACCCAAACGGCUACAAGAAGAAAUCCAAGGGUUGUAUCUCCCUCUACCUCCUCCGGCAAGACAGCCACGCUAAGACCGACGUUGUUAUGGCAUCGUACAAGAUGAGCAUACUCAACACCUGCUGGAAGCCAUCGUGUACUCGUACCUCGUUAGAAGAAGAGCACUACACGAACAAUGCUUUGGGCUGGGAAGAAUUCAUGAAACACGAAAAUCUGGACAAGGAGAAGCACCUCAAGGACGACUGCCUGUACAUCCUCUGCGACGUCUCCGUUGACCUCGGACUGCACACCGGCGAUUACAACGAUGAGAUUGCUGCAGCGGAGGAGACCAAGCCGGCGCCGUCUGAACUCGAAGAGGCCAUCUGGAAUAAGCAGGCAUCAGACGUCAAGACUAAUGUCAGUGCACACAGGUGGCUGAGGUUGAUCUGUUGGCCCUUUCAAGAUUAA
Aegilops tauschii subsp. strangulata is the source of this 1602-nucleotide messenger RNA. The record is from RefSeq and is a predicted model, not a curated record. NCBI's taxonomy places the organism in Eukaryota, Viridiplantae, Streptophyta, Magnoliopsida, Poales, Poaceae.